AAGAGCCCUCCCCUCCUGCCCACAAAACAAUAUUGACAAAUGUGUGUAGGGCGCUUGUCCCAAGAGAGGCAUGUCAGUCUUUUAUUGCCAGUCUGGCCCUGCUGAAUAAUCUGUUGACAGAAGCCUGACCAUGCUUAAAGUACCGGAGUAAUGGCUGCUUCUUACAGCGACUACGCCUCAUCUUAUACCUGCCAGAAACAACUAUAUGAAUGCAGAUUAUCCCAGCAGUCCUUGACGAGUACAUUAGACAGUGCUGGGAGGAUGUUUCUGUGGGCUGGAAGCAAAGGACCUCAGGGAUCAGGAAAUGAAAGAAGGACCAUUUAUCAGAAGAUCAGAGAAUAUGACAUUCUGGACAAGAGGAAGACUGUGACCGCACUAAAAGCAGGAGAGGACAGAGCUAUUCUACUCGGCCUUAGCAUGAUCUUCUUUUCUGUCAUGAUGUACUUUGUCCUGGGUAUUACAAUGGUGCGGUCGUAUACAGACAGUGUGUGGACAGAGGAGUCAAGCUGUACUGUGUUAAAUUCAACUAUUAUUGGGGAGAUUAACUGUAGCUACAGCUGUGGUUCAGAGUGUUUGAGGCAUUCCAGAUACCCGUGCCUGCAGGUGUAUGUCAGCCUGAACUCAUCAGGCCGAAUCCUGAGACUGUCCCACAACGAGGAAUCCCAGGAGGCCAAUCCUGAGUGUUUCUUUGUCCCUAAGUGCCGUAAAGAUCACUCAACAAUGCAUGCAUUGGUACUGAACAUCUCCGAGCGCCUGAAAGCCCAGCAGCAGGUGCGUUGUUAUUCAGACCCAGCAGAGCAGCAGGACAGCGCCAUCCUGACACGCCUCUACGGUCGUGCCGCCAUUCUUGCAUCUCUGAUCUGGCCCACAUGCACAUUUGUGAUUGGUGUGCUUAUCGUUGCCAUGGUCAAGCUCACACAAUACCUUUCCAUCCUCUGUGAGCGCAUAAGCCGCAUCAAGAGGUAGGCCGGACUGCCAUUGAGUCUUGAAAUGGAUCAAUAAAAAAAAAAGAGAGAAACGGGGGUGAAAGAGAGCAACAACUCUCUAACCACUAUGUUCCUCUUAGGACUGGUCUCUCUUCACUUGCAUCCGCCUCGCACUCGAUGGAGCGCAGCAAAAAGUGCAACAGAGCCAUGCUGGAUGGAAUUUGAAUGGAAAAGGGUCAGAAGAUGAACGGUCAAAAGUGGAAUGAUGGACAUUUUUUUGGCUGAACCAGUUUUCUACACCGAUAUGAACAGCUUGGGGAAUAGAGAGCUAUAAGCAGUACUAAGAAAUAGAGAGACUAAUGACAAUGUGCGAUGUGCCUCUGCCUUCUGCCACCUUGUCUUACCAAUUAUUGUUGCGGUGAUUAAGACAGACACAUGCAUACAGUAGUGUGGAGGGUUGAUUACAAUCAGUUACUAGUGGAGCCUACAUGCAUACAUUCAGCGUUUCAUCCCUGGUCUGGUGAACAUCUAACUUUGCUGAAUAGAAAAAUCUAUCACACCAUGUUAAUUGAAAAUGAUUCACUCAUUAUGACUCUCUUAACCGCCCCCCCCACACACACACACACAUGCACAUGCACACACACAUGGAUUUAGGAAGUUGAGCAGGUGAAAUGAUUAUAAAUGACCCAAAGCCUAAACAACAUGUUAAACAUAGUAAGUAUGAAUCUGUAAACAAGUAAUAACGUAGCUGAAUGUGCAACAUGCACUUUGUCUCAUGUUCUCCUUACAUUUGAUCGAUGUGCAGUAAUUUCCACAUGAAUGCAAAUUCCACAGCUCUGCUUAUUUUCAGAAAAUCAAUUGCUUAAAUUACUAAAGCAUCAAUAAGCCCUAAUGGAGUCGUACUUUGUCCUUGAUGACCAUUUUAGUCUGUAAUUAAUUCUUUAAUGGGUUCCAUAGCAUUUUAGUGGGAAACCAAUAGAUGUAACACCAUUCAAUACUGUUUUACCAAUUUAUAUCAAGGAACUUCAUUAACUUGGUUUUAUUCUUAAAUGUUUAAUAGAGGUGUUACAAUAAAAACUAGGUUCUGUAGGAUGUCCCAGAAGCCUUCAUACUUUGGGGAAAUUAACAAAUUUUUAGGAAAAAUUUAAAUUUAUUUACUAACCAUUCUCCACAUGAUUGCCAUUUCAUUGUAAACACACUCUGCGUUGUCUCUCACACUAAUGAUGCACAAUGUUAUCACAUCUGUUGUUAUGCAUGUAAUUGGACUUCAAAUGCAUUCCAAAAACCACAGCUUCCCCGUCUAGCCAUGACCAUGUAUUUCUUUUGUCAAAGACAUUCUUUAAACUAUGAAUACAUUUUUGUUCAACCCUUUACUAAAACGUGUUCAUUUCUCCUGUGUAUGGAGGUUUUUGGGGCAGCUUGUUUCUGUUAUUAUGAAAGUGCCUAAGAGUUCACUUUAUAAUGUAUCCAAACACCAGUGAACAUUUAUAUCUUCUUUUAAUAAAUCUAAGGGCUUUUGCAAGAUGUACACAUUGUUAAAUAUAUGAUCAUAUAUUAAGUGAUGUGUACAGGACAUAAUUAUGACAUUAAAAUAUUUUGGGGAAAUGACAAGCACUCCAUUUCCUGAAAGAAACUAAAUCUUUCCCCCUCUGUAAUGAUACCUUUUGGAAAAAGUUUUAACGUUUUUUUUUAAUCAAAUUAAAACAUUGGAUGACUACGUUUGCAGCAGAUUUGGGUGUCCUUGGCAAAUACUGUAAAUGACAAAAGAUACAACUGAUAAUGCACCUAUACUAAUACUACAAACAGCUGUCAGGCCCUGAGGAACCACAGCCACACACACUAACUGGUGCACUGGUUCCACAAUCUCAUCAUUUCAUUCCAGCCCCUUUAUGUCAGCUGCCUUACACACAGCCUUCUGUUGAUUGUAAUUUUCCAGAGACAGUGUUUAAUAGACAUUGUUAUUUAGAAAAGAGAAAGCCAUAGACAUGUAAUUAGAAGAUGAUGUGGCGGUUUCCAAAGAAACUGUAAUGGGCAGACGAUAACUGCUGCUCAUUGAGAGAGUGACACUUGACUAGGGAAGUGUAAGAGUGCAUCACAUGAUGAUUUCACAAUUCUCUCUUCCUCCCCUUCCAUUUUCUUUGGAGUCCAUUUUCAGUGGCAAAAUAAUAAAUCUUUACAUAACCACUGCAAGCUUACUGUUUACAGGCUUACUGAUGACUAGGCUUAUGUCAGUAGGAUAUUUAUAAGGCUAUAUAAUGAUAAUUGCCUAGCUUUUAUCACAACCUGUGACAAAUUCAUUAUGGCAAAUAAAGAUUUCUUCCAGAUCCUCUUAAAAAUAAGUUGCAAAAUUAUUCCACUUGGUGCAAAUUUAAAGAAUACUAUAAACUCAGUCAAACACACACCAAUCAGUCAUAGCCAAAAAGCAGAUAAGCUGCAGGUGGGACUCCAUGGCUUGAACUUGUUUGUCCAACGUGUUAACACCACAAAUGGUUUGUCGUGUUUCUCAAACUUUUUUGAACUUUUUUUGCAGUGUUGCAAGUCACAUUAUCCUGCUGAAAGAAGUGACUGCCAUUAUGGAAUACUGUUGCCAUAAGGAAGUGUACUUGGUCUAGGCCAAUGUUUAGGAAGUGGGAAUGUCAAAGUAACAUCCACAUAAAUUCUACAACCAGGUUUUCCCGCAGAACAUUGCAUAGAACAUCACAUGUGUUCUGCUGGCUUGCCUUCUUCCCGUAGUGCAUCCCGCUGCCAACAACCCACAAGACUUGCCACUUUUUUAGAUGCUGUGACCCAGUUCUCAUGUAGUGACAAUGUGGCCCUUGUCAUUUUUUACAUUUUCUGCUUUUAACACAUCCACUUUGAGAAAUGAAUUUUUACU
Messenger RNA from Clarias gariepinus (North African catfish), 3801 nucleotides. RefSeq names its product calcium-activated potassium channel subunit beta-2 (gene s100p). Gene Ontology annotation, molecular function: calcium-activated potassium channel activity; potassium channel regulator activity. The transcript has 5 exons. Gene Ontology annotation, biological process: potassium ion transport; detection of calcium ion. The coding region runs from base 151 to 966 and encodes 271 amino acids. The record is from RefSeq and is a predicted model, not a curated record. Lineage: Eukaryota; Metazoa; Chordata; Actinopteri; Siluriformes; Clariidae. Gene Ontology annotation, cellular component: voltage-gated potassium channel complex; membrane.